ACGGGAGGAGAACCUGAUCUUCAUCCUGGUUCUGCGCAGAGAACCAAAGCAGAGAGGAAGGGUCGGGGGGUCCAGCUUCAGGCGGCGGAGGCCGGACUGGAAAUCUGACUACUGUGGCUUCUUUUUUCUUCUCCUCUGCUGGAUUUAACUCAAACCAGAUGGUCUCUCUCUGCCAGACUCGAGCGCCGGUCUGCUUGUUUUUAACUUCUCUCCGACGCCACCAGACUUCAUGAGAUUUAAACGGAAACUGUCGUGCUGUUGCUCAGUUUAACGGAUCUUUGUGCGUUAACGGAUUCUUCUGACGGUCCAGGCAUGGUUCCAGUCUUACUUUGACUUUUCAUCAGCUGACAGGACGUCGGUGUUCGGCACAGUUGAAGUGCUGCGCACUUUGGAUCAGGACGCUCCAGAAGGAUAAUUGGGUAAAUGAAGAGGUGUCGUCUUUGAAGUCUCGUUUAAAGCCACACGAUCUCACCGAGGAGGAUAGAAGAUGUAGUUCGGCUGCUCUGAAGCGAAGUUCUGUCCUUCGCUGCGCGUCCCGGCUGCUCUUUGCUUGUUUCGGGGUCCAUGCGCUUUGCACAGACCUCCGACGACAGAACAGGCCAUUUUAAAUCUGAUUGGUUAUUGAGGGAAGUUAACCGGACUAACAACACGAGUUAAUAUUUUUUCUGACUCUUGGACAUCCACUAGUAUAUUCGGCGUCGAUAUAAUCAAUUAAAAGGCUCAUUAUUCCAAUAAAACUGUGACAUUUAAUGAACUUUCCAGCCGAGAUACAUUCAUGUUUCUGGGGGAAACUAGUAUGGCGCCAAACUACAAUGAAAAGAAGCCAUUUUUUAACUUUAGUUUAGUUAUACCAAACUUUUUUGGAAUUACAACAUAAGUUAAUACUUUCCAACAAUCUUCCAGAGCCACUGCUGAAUUCGGGAUAAGUAUAAUACAUCAAAGAGUGUUAAUUAACAAACUCUCACUAAUAACCAGUCCCUAAUAUUUGUGUCUGCGGAUUAACUCGGCAAAGUGAACCUCAACCCAGGAGAAACCCGUCAGUCAGGAGACGAAGGUGAUGAAGAUUAGGGAUGAAGGUGAGACCCUCGGGAGUGUGAAGUGAAGGACUGGCUGUCUCAUGCGGUGCCUCCUGGCUUCAGCCGGCGGACUUCUCCUGAGGGAAGCCGGGAUGCUGCCCCGCCGCCGCUCCUGCUCCGGCCCGCUGCUGCUGCUUGGGGUGGCGGUGUGCCUCUUCUACCAGACCCUGAUGGUGGCCCUGAACCGCCUCCGGUCCGGACAGCAACAGCCCGCCGACGUUCGAGGCAGAAAGCCGGCAGAUGAAGUCCUGAUGGAGGAGACCAGGAGGCUGAUCUCUAGUCUGGAGACUUUUCAGAGACAGACACAGAUCCAGGUCUGGUCCCAGCCGCGCCCCCGGCGCCGUCAGGCCGUGGUUCUGACGGGUCGACAUCCGGUCUCGGACACAGAGGUCCAGCUGUACCAGCGGGUUCUGCAAGAGAUGGACUACGAGGUACAGCUGUCCAGAUACGCCGAGACCAGCAGCUUCAUGAGAACAAACCACGGUGUGACUGGGUGGAGCCUGUUGCUGUGUCUCAGUAGUUCAGAGAGAAGUUGUCUGAGGAGAAUCUCCUUCUCUCACCUGCAGCAUCGUCAGACGGUGAACUUGUUGCCCGGGGUGAUGGAGGCAUUCUCUGAUGCGGGUGGAGGUCUCUGUCGCUUCUUCGCUCACUCACACCUGACAGGAUCUGAAUUACCCAUGAGGCCAUACUCCUGUGGAUCGGCCAAUCAGAAGCUGCAGUUUCCUCAGGAUUCCGUAGGAGCCGACAGUCGCUCACCUGUCGGAGCGCCGCCUCGUGCUCUGGUUGCCGUGGUGAAUGUUUACGUCUUGGUGACCUCAGUGAACCCGCUGACUUCCUUUCUGCAUGACAUCAGUGUGGUGAUGACCAAUCCAGAGCAGGGGGGGCGGGCCACAAAGCUCAGGAACUUCCUGCUGCAGCAGCUGGGACCAUCGACAUCCCAUGAUGCUUUUGGACAGGUGAAGGAGGUGAUAGGUAAAGUGCUGCGGGCUGCCGUGUCGACCAAUCGGAAGCAACAAACGCUCAACAGGUGUGUGUUGUGUUACCAGCUGUUGACCUUCACUCUGCUCUUCAGCGGCGUGAUCACACCUGUUGUCGUCCAGGUGGAAACAGAUCUGACCUUUUCUUCUCUGAGUGACCACACGUUUGACGGACAGAUCACCAAAGACCUGAUCCUGGAGGACACGCUACACUUCCUGCUGCCGACGCAGACACACCUGUCCUCAGAGACACACCUGUCCUCAGAGACGUACUCACAGACACAGGUGAGACAGUACGGCGGCUGCAGAGGGACACACGGCGUCUGUUUGUCAGAAGACCAGUUUCUUCCUCUGCUUCAGUUUCAGCGACAGAUGAAGACGCCUUCAGGUUUUCAGCUGUUGUAUCCUAGCAUCUCCUCCUCCUCCUCCUCCUCCUCCUCCUCCUCCUCCUCCUCCUCCUCCUCCUCCUCCUCCUCCUCCUCCUCCACCCCUCUCAGCAUCUCUGAUCUUCUCAUCAGGAUCAGUUGGUACUAUGAGCUUCAGAGAAACCACAGCUACAGAACUGAUGAGACAGAAGAGCUGGCCAAUCAGGAGUCAGCUCUGCCUUCUUCACAGGACGGCUCAGAAGGUCCCUGUGUGGACCCCCACCUCAGACAGAUCUACACUGACCCGCCCCUCACCCUGACCCCGACCUUUAGUCCACGGGUGAAAGAGUAUCACGCUGAAGUGACCUUUGACACAGUGAUGGUUCGAAUCCGGCCAGAGUCCGUCAGUUUGGCCUGCCGAGUCCAUCUGGAUGAGCACCGCGGCCCCAGGAUGGCAAACUACCCGGUCGGCCUCGGCAACAGCAGGAUCAGCAUCCUGGUGACGGACGAUGCCGAGCACGAGCCCGUCGUUAUGACGAUCUACACCGUCUACGUGUACCGCGAAAGCCGACCCAGUCUGCCCAUGUUCGGGGACCAUGUGAUGUGCAGCUUCCUGCAGGACUGCGGUUUGCUGGUUCAGCCAGAUCGGUCCUGCGGUCUCCAGCCUUUCAUCAAGUCUCAGAGUUCACUUCAGACCUGCAGCUCAGGACACGUACCAGGUCAGUGGGUGGUUCCAUGUCUCAGCUGUUCUGACAACAGGACGUGUGAUUGGAGGGAGGUUGCCUGGCAACCAGAUGGCUGUUAUCACCCAUUAGUGGACCGCCCCCUGCUGCAGGACUGUAUGACGGACAGGAAGGUGUUGUUUAUCGGCGACUCGACCAAUCGUGGGAUGAUGUACUUCCUGAUGGAGCGGGUGAACUCCAGUCUGGAGGACUGGGGGAAGGCUCACGACACGCUGGUUUACAGGAACCUGAACGGCGGACGGACGCUGGUCAGCUACUCGUAUUAUCCUCAGUUCUGGUUGGAAAAGAACCAGAGACCCACAUUCAGACAGGCUCUGCUGCAGCUGCUCGACAGGUCACGACCUCUGGUGAACUCUAACCUGACAGUUCUGGUGGUGGGAGGAGUCCAGUGGCUCAACACGGAUCACCUGAGGACGAUCCGAGAGGUACUGAGCAGAGAGUCUCUCGGCGAUAUCGCGGUGGUGGUGAAAUCUUUGGGGAUGGGUUUCCACCUUCCUGUAGACGGGAUCCGGUCUCUCAGUCUGACAGAGAUCCAGGAGCUGUACAGAGAGAACCGUGACAUCGUCGCCACAGCAAAGCACCAUGGGUACGAGGUGAUCGACACAUUCAGCAUCACCGUGGGUCGAUACAAAGAGUUCCUGCAGGGACGAUGUGCCUGCCACUUUCAUGAGGUGGAGAAGUUUCCGUCCUCCAGACUCUCAGGGGACAUGACGUCCACGGCCAACAGAACCAGAUCCACCAGAACCAGAUCUAAACUCAGCAGCCAAUCAACUGUGCUGGACACAGAGCAGGGGGCGUGGCCUAAACAAUUGUCCUAUCAUGUGAGAGGGCCAGUGAACCAGGUGUACUCUGAGAUCCUGCUGAGUCGCCUGUGUCCCAAAACCAGAGACUGAACAGCUGAGUGUGUGUGUGUGUGUGUGUGUGUGUGUGUGUGUGUGUGUGUGUGUGUGUGUGCGCGUCUGAACGAUGAAUGAAAGAGUAAAAAGAACCAUGAGGACAGAAAAAGACUGAAGGCUGAACUUGUCCCUCGUUCUCCUGCAGGACUCAGAGGUGCGACGGUCAAACAUAAAACGACCUGACGCUCAGAAAGAAACUAAAGCUCCAGAGUUGAGGGUCCAAAGUGAAAACACAGAUUCUCCAUGAUAAACAGAAAAUCACCAAAAGUACCUGAAGUACUUCCUCGUGUGCCGUUUGUGAACAAACACUUCAGGUGUUUUGACAUGAUCCUGAUCUGCAGAGACCACUUCCUGAAGCACUCCGUCAUUUUCCAGCCGGCUCGUUUUUAAUGCAACAGAGUUAGCUUCCGAUGCUACAGCUACAUGCUGCUGUGCAGAUGUGCAGCAGCUGGUGUUACUGCAGAGUACUGAGGACCAGGAUCUGCUGCAGACCAGCUGCUGGUCUCACUAGUCAGCCUCUAGUAGUUUUUCUGUAUCUGUGGUCAGUUCUUAUCAAACAGUGAUGAGUGUGAUGCUGACCUCAGAUCAGCCUGUGGGCCUCCACACAGUGUUUAAAUACCUCAGUCACAGACUUACUGUGUUGAUCAGAAAACACCAAAGACUCGAUGCUAACUGUGUUUAUCACGAGAAAGAAACGUCUUAUUUGAGUCUCUGCUCAUAUUUUCUAUAUUUUUCUACAGAUGGAUAUUGUGCCUUUACUUCGCAACAUGUUUACAUGCUGGAAAAUAGAAUAUAUGAUAUUUAUAUGAAUGUAAUGAUCCUCCUGUUCUUUAAACCUGAAACUGUUGACCAGAAAGCAAACAGACACAAAGACAGUUUAUUAAUAACAAAUUCAACUGUGAAGACGAGAAGCCGGUUUUAAUUUAACUUUAUCAAAACUUCACUUUAUUCCAUGAAUGUUCAAAUUCUUCAUCUUCACAACUUUUCUGUAAACUGUGUCUUUAUACAUUUUAAUAUAUCUUUGCCAUAAAAGUGAUAUGUAUGAUGAGA
Messenger RNA from Chelmon rostratus (copperband butterflyfish), 5107 nucleotides. It is a transcript of the gene cped1, whose product is annotated as cadherin-like and PC-esterase domain containing 1. Bases 1118 to 4054 code for a protein of 978 amino acids. Lineage: Eukaryota; Metazoa; Chordata; Actinopteri; Chaetodontiformes; Chaetodontidae. The transcript has 21 exons. The record is from RefSeq and is a predicted model, not a curated record.